AUGAAUUACCAGGAAAUUGGAAACCACACCAAGGUGACUGAAUUCAUUCUUGUAGGACUGUCUGAACAUCCCACCUCCCAGAGUGUUCUCUUCUGGACACUGAUGUUUCUCUACAUGGUUACUUUAGCAGGAAACAGUGUGAUCCUUUUCCUGGUAGGAGCUAAUUCACAGCUCCACACCCCAAUGUAUUUCUUCCUUGGUAACUUAUCUUUACUGGAUCUCCUGUUUUCCACUAGUGCUGUCCCUCUGAUCAUGGUGAACGCACUGCAAAACUUCCCCACCAUCUCCUACGGCUCCUGCUUUACCCAACUUGCCAUUCGAGCCUUCUUGGCACUGGCUGAGUGUUUCCUUCUCGCCAUUAUGGCAUAUGACAGAUUUGUGGCUAUCUCAAACCCGCUCAGGUACAGCCUGAUCAUGUCUUCUCGAGCAUGCAUUUCGAUGGCCCUCGCUGCCUGGCUGACAGCCUUCCUGCUCACUCUUAUACCCAUUCUGCUCUUGCCAAUCAGCUUCUGUGGGCAUAAUGAAAUCAAUCACUUUUCUUGUGAAGUCCAAGCCAUCUUUAAAUUGCUCUGUUCUGACACCAUUUUACUCGAGGUUAUGAUGAUGGCUGUCUUACGAAUCCAUCCAGUUGAAGCAAGGCUUAAAGCCUUUUCUACAUGUGGCUCACACCUGGUAGUGGUCACCAUCUACUUUGGGACCCUAAUAUAUAUUUAUGUGAGACCCCAGAACAAAAUAUCUCAGGAUGGGGAUAAAAUUGUCUCUAUAUUUUAUGCAGCAGUGACCCCAAUGCUUAAUCCUCUCAUCUACACGCUGAGAAACAAGGAUGUGAAAACUGCCAUAAGGAAAGUGACCAUCAGGGACCAGGACACGUGCCCCGCCCCGGCGCCAAGCCCCGCCCCGCAAGACCGGGUCACGUGCCCCCUCACGCGCACGCGCACAGGCAGAGAGGCCUUGGCACAGGCGUGCCGGGCUCUCUUGGGGCGCGGGGCGGGGCGGUGCUUGGCGCCGGGGCGGGGCUUGGUGCGGCGCCCGGGCCCCGUCAUCCUCUUUGUCGCUGAGCCGCGGGCGGUGGUGGACGUCAGCUCAGACCCUCGUGCCCAGGCUAGGCCCGAAGCGCAGCAAGCCGCCAUGCAGGCCGCAGAUGGAGGCCCCGGGGGCGCAGGCGCGGAGGACCCCGCCCGCCUGGAGCCCCAGGGCAGCCCCGAGGAGCAGGGUGGGCACACCGCGCCCCGUGGCGGCAGCGAUGGUGACGGCGCCCAGGGAGCCGGGAGCGGCCCAGGGGCCCCCGCUCCUCAGGGCCAGCCGAUCCCCGGGCCUGCAGGGGCAGCGAGACCACUGUUCAAGUUGUAUCCUCCCCAGAGAGAGCGCCCCGACACCCCCAUCGCGCAGGACGGUGGGGGAGGGGCACAAGCCCACCUGGGGUGGCUGCUGUGGGGGGAGGGCGGCCUGGGGGGCUCCCUGACCGUGCCUUUCCACUCGCCCCUGGAGGUGGAGAUGGCCGGCAGGGCCCUGGCCCCCAUCGUGCAGAACCACCAGGGAGUCAUCAAGAGCUCGUACUCUCUGAAGGGCAGCACCCUGGCUCUGUACGUGCUGAACGGGUGGACUGCUGAAAACCCGGUGCUCUUGCAAGCUUCCAUCAACCACCUCUUCCGCUACCUUUACGUGGUGAUUCGGAACAUCGAGAGCUUGAGGCCCCACUUGCCGCAGAACCGCCAGAGGCCUGAGGCCUAA
This is a messenger RNA of Elephantulus edwardii (Cape elephant shrew), 1731 nucleotides long. RefSeq lists its product as uncharacterized. Gene Ontology annotation, cellular component: membrane. The record is from RefSeq and is a predicted model, not a curated record. The transcript has 5 exons. Gene Ontology annotation, biological process: G protein-coupled receptor signaling pathway. Lineage: Eukaryota; Metazoa; Chordata; Mammalia; Macroscelidea; Macroscelididae. Gene Ontology annotation, molecular function: olfactory receptor activity; G protein-coupled receptor activity. The coding region runs from base 1 to 1731 and encodes 576 amino acids.